Messenger RNA from Mycotypha africana, 2358 nucleotides. RefSeq lists its product as uncharacterized. The coding region runs from base 195 to 2126 and encodes 643 amino acids. The record is from RefSeq and is a predicted model, not a curated record. Gene Ontology annotation, cellular component: nucleus; Z disc. Lineage: Eukaryota; Fungi; Mucoromycota; Mucoromycetes; Mucorales; Mycotyphaceae. Gene Ontology annotation, molecular function: transcription coregulator activity. The transcript is spliced from 5 exons.
AUUUAGUAAUAAAUCAAAAAACAAAACAGAACAGAAAAAGAAACUUUUGACGCUUUACUAUUGUCAAUAUGCUCAGGUUAUGUCAGUGUUUCGUCGCUUGGUAUAAAUAAACGUUAGGCCUCUUUGCAUUUUUAUUGUUUUCCCUUUUGUUUUCUUCUUCCUUUUGACUUCAUCUCUUUAACUGAAAAGAAAUAAUGGGUUUUUGUAUCUAUUGUAAUUUGAAAGUUACAGGCACCACCACCACUUGCCCAAAAUGUUAUCGAACAAUUGCACUGACGAAAGAUAAGCCAGUCGACACUAAGGCUAGCACGGCAAUGUUUAGUAUUCCUAGAAAGUCAAAUCAAUCCAAUAUUGACAAAUGGCAGGAUACGUACAGCAAAAAAGCCAUUUUUAGCAGUGGAAUCAGCUCAUCAACGAGUACACCUCUGAAAGCAAGGCAGCAGAGGCCUAUGCCUACAUUUUCUAAAAAGGACUCGACAACCUCAAGGCUUACCAAAACCUGUGCUAAUUGUCAGAAGCCUCAGACUUCAUGGAAAGAUCUCUCUAUUUAUAAUUCUGCCUACUAUUGUAAGCCAUGUUUAUCAGAAGUUCUGGCGUGUCCUGGAUGUAAAGAAUCCGUUGAACAAGGUCAAAUUCAGACCUAUUUCAAUAAAAAAACAUGGCAUGCGGCAUGCUUAAGAUGUGCAAGCUGUGGCUCACCAUUGAAAGCCAUGUUGGCUACUGUUGAUAAUAAUGGAAAUCCCUCCUGUCGUGUCUGUAGAACCAAAAUCGAAGAGUCAUUGAAACCAUUUGGGGAUCAGUUUCCUCCUCCUCAAAGUACAAGUGCCUCAACUCCUCUGCUUCAUUCCACUGCUUCCCCAUCCAAGGCAUCCCAAAGUUCUGUUGAUAAAAUUCCACCUAUUAAGCCAAGAAGGUCUUCUGCUGCUUACGUUCCCUUCAAUUCUAAAGAGGCUUCCAAAGACCUUUCUGAUGGAAAUGACAUUCAAGAUACCCCUCCAGUUACUGCUGCCCCCGAAACUUUGAAAAAAGCUGAUGAAUUUACAUCCCCAAGGACGGGUACAAACAAGGAAGAAACACCUGCCAAGGAACCUACGCCUACAACAAGUACGGCUCCUCGUCGUAAGAAAGUGGUGAAAAAGCCAUGUAGAGAGUGUGGAUUGCAUGUUUCCAGAAAAGAUUAUCGUGGUCUCAAGAUUCAUACUGGCGAAACGCUUGUCUUCCAUAGCUACUGCCUUUUCUGUGCAAAAUGCCAUCAGCCAUUCAAUACACUAGAGUUUUGUACUGACGGUAUGAAUUUCUAUCACAUGCAGUGCCCUCCAUCUCUCGCUAUACCUUCAAGAAAUGAUACGCCACUGAGUGAAGAAGAUGAGGCCUAUCCUCGUACCCCACCUUCAGAUCAAGCUUACUUCAAUAUUGCCGCUCAGUCACCAACAACGAAUACAAUGUCUCCUUCGUCCCUGCAACCUGAAUUCACACCAGACGGUCCUCAAGAAAAAAAAGAAGAUGGUUCCAUUACUAAGAACGAAGUGCAGCAAGAGCCUGUUGUAAUUAUAUGUAAUGCAUGUUCUCUACCUGUAACUGAUACAUGUUUAGAAUUAGCAAAUCAAAUCUACCAUAAAGAGUGUCUUCUAUGUGCUGGUUGUAAUAAGACAGUGCCUACAGAUAAGAAGCUUAUCAAAUACCAAAAUAGGCUUUACUGUGACAUUUGUAGUAUGAAUCUCAUUGACAAACAGCAAAAACGAAGCCUUAGUAAUAAUUUAAAGGUGAAUACACAGUCAACAGAACAUGGCUUUACGGAAAAGGAAAAGAAUGAACAAAUCGAAGUGCCAAAGCGAAAUACAUCUGUCACAUCACCUUCUGAUAUUUUCAAAACGAGAAAGAAAGUUUUGCCUCGUUUAGGUGGAGUCCGUACUUGUGCUCGUUGUAACCAAAGUAUGCCCUUCUCUGAUACUCAACCCGGUCCCAAUGCUAGUCGUUGGCAUAAGAAAUGCUUACGCUGUGCUGGUUGUAAUAAGCAAAUGGAUUCAGAUGCUCAUAUGACUGUAAAUGAAGAGACUGGCUUAUGCUUGGUUCAUUGUCGCGAUUGCUUGGAUGAUACACCCAAACCAAGAUUUGUUCGACGCUAAACAAAGGAAACCUUUUGUUCCUCUAUUUAAGCACACUUCACAUUUAGUAACAUACAUUAUUUAUUUAAUAUCAUUAACUCUCGGUUUGUAGCUUUCCACAUUAGACCUCUUCUGUAAUCAAGCAUAAAUGAUCAUAAAAAACAAAACAAUUAGUCUAUGUAUUCCCAUAAUCUACGUAUAUUUUUCUUAACAAUUUUUUUUUAAAAUAAAAAAAUUCCAUCCACCAAAGGGG